CAACGUGACUUAAGUCGUGGCUGCCCCUUCUCCAUCUACUACUUCUCCUCCUCAUUCAUUCCCACCUAACACACACACACACACACCCUUAUAAUAUUACUUAUCACACUUCCAUUCUCUCUAUCACCACACCACACACGUAAACACAUUCAGACACCACCAUGAUAACUCUAGCUCCUUCUCUUGAUACUCCAAAAACUGAUCAAAACCAAGUUUCUGAUCCCCAAACUAGCCAUGUCUUCAAAUCAAAAUUACCAGAUAUCCCAAUCUCCAACCACCUCCCUCUCCACUCCUACUGCUUCCAGAACCUCUCCCAAUUUGCCCACCGCCCUUGCCUCAUCGUCGGACCCGCCUCCAAAACCUUCACCUACGCCGACACCCACCUCAUUUCCAGCAAGAUCGCCGCCGGAUUGUCCAACCUCGGAAUCCUCAAGGGCGACGUCGUCAUGAUCCUCCUCCAGAACUCCGCCGAUUUCGUCUUCUCCUUCCUCGCCAUCUCCAUGAUUGGCGCCGUCGCCACCACCGCCAACCCGUUCUACACCGCCCCGGAGAUCUUCAAGCAGUUCACCGUCUCCAAGGCGAAGUUGAUCAUAACACAGGCAAUGUACGUGGACAAGCUCCGCAACCACGACGGCGCGAAGCUCGGCGAGGACUUCAAGGUCGUAACCGUCGACGAUCCGCCGGAGAAUUGCCUCCACUUCUCUGUCCUCUCGGAGGCGAACGAGAGCGACGUGCCAGAGGUGGAGAUCCACCCGGACGACGCGGUGGCGAUGCCGUUCUCCUCCGGCACGACGGGUUUACCUAAAGGAGUGAUUCUCACGCACAAGAGUUUAACCACGAGUGUGGCGCAGCAAGUUGACGGAGAGAACCCUAACCUCUACCUCACCACCGAGGACGUGCUCCUCUGCGUGCUUCCGCUCUUUCACAUAUUCUCGCUCAACAGUGUGCUAUUGUGCGCCCUCAGGGCGGGGAGUGCAGUUUUGUUGAUGCAGAAGUUCGAGAUCGGGACACUGCUGGAGCUGAUACAGCGGCACCGAGUGUCGGUGGCGAUGGUGGUGCCCCCGCUGGUGUUGGCGUUGGCAAAGAAUCCGAUGGUGGCGGAUUUUGACCUGAGUUCAAUACGGUUAGUGCUGUCCGGAGCUGCUCCCUUGGGGAAGGAGCUCGAGGAGGCUCUCCGGAACAGGAUGCCUCAAGCUGUUUUGGGACAGGGUUACGGGAUGACAGAAGCAGGGCCAGUGCUGUCCAUGUGCUUGGGCUUUGCAAAGCAACCUUUCCAAACAAAAUCAGGCUCUUGUGGUACCGUAGUCAGAAAUGCAGAACUCAAGGUUGUUGACCCUGAAACUGGUCGUUCUCUUGGCUACAAUCAACCCGGUGAAAUUUGCAUCCGAGGGCAACAGAUCAUGAAAGGAUAUCUGAACGAUGAGGCAGCGACAGCAUCGACCAUAGAUUCAGAGGGUUGGCUUCACACCGGUGAUGUUGGCUACGUAGAUGAUGAUGACGAAAUUUUCAUUGUUGACAGGGUGAAGGAACUCAUCAAAUAUAAAGGCUUCCAGGUGCCCCCUGCAGAACUUGAAGGGCUUCUUGUAAGCCAUCCCUCCAUUGCAGAUGCAGCUGUUGUCCCACAAAAGGAUGUUGCUGCUGGUGAAGUUCCUGUUGCCUUCGUUGUGAGAUCAAACGGCUUUGAUCUAACUGAAGAGGCUGUAAAAGAGUUUAUAGCUAAACAGGUAGUGUUUUACAAAAGACUGCACAAAGUUUAUUUUGUUCAUGCUAUUCCCAAGUCUCCAUCAGGAAAGAUAUUAAGGAAAGACCUCAGAGCAAAGCUAGAAACCGCCGCCACUCAGACGCCUUAAAGGCUAGCUAGAACCUGCCCCCUUUUUUCUUGGCAAUAUUUUCCUUAUUUUUUAUUUAUAUUAUUGGUUUCACACGUGUAAUUUACGUAUCAAUGCUUCACGGCAUUAAGCCAAUCCGAGAAGCAGUUGCACUUACGUAUAAUCAUUGUAUUUUUAUGUCCAUUGUCCACCACCAUGUCUGUAUUGUGGUUUUAGAUCACUAAUUUUCGAGACCUUGUAUUAUUGGUGUUAUCAAAUCCUUGCUAUUCUUCAUCUUCUUCA
This is a messenger RNA of Glycine soja, 2111 nucleotides long. RefSeq names its product 4-coumarate--CoA ligase 2. The transcript is spliced from 6 exons. The record is from RefSeq and is a predicted model, not a curated record. Lineage: Eukaryota; Viridiplantae; Streptophyta; Magnoliopsida; Fabales; Fabaceae. Gene Ontology annotation, molecular function: 4-coumarate-CoA ligase activity. The coding region runs from base 162 to 1850 and encodes 562 amino acids.